UUCGAUUGUAGUGAAUGUGUAAACCGGACCGGUUCAGUUUGAAAGGAGAAAACAAAACCCUUCCAGAAAGGCCUCAAAACCCAACCCAGCCCCCACGCUUCUCUCUCAGUCUUACAGCGAUCUGCUUAGCCUCCAAAACUCCAUAGCAGUAAGUGAAAUGUCUGUAAAGGUUUUGAAUCCAAAUGCGGAGGUACUCAACAAAUCGGCCGCGCUUCACAUGAACAUUAAUGCCGCCAAGGGUUUGCAGGAUGUUCUCAAGACCAAUCUCGGCCCUAAGGGCACCAUUAAAAUGCUUGUUGGUGGUGCCGGUGACAUUAAACUUACCAAGGAUGGAAAUACAUUGCUGAAGGAGAUGCAAAUACAAAACCCAACUGCAGUAAUGAUUGCUAGGACUGCUGUUGCUCAAGAUGAUACAAGUGGUGACGGAACAACAUCUACUGUGCUUUUCAUUGGGGAGCUCAUGAAACAAUCUGAGCGUUGCAUCGAUGAAGGGAUGCAUCCUCGUGUGCUAGUUGAUGGUUUUGAAAUUGCAAAAAGAGCAACACUACAAUUUCUUGAAAAAUUUAAGACUCCUGUAGUGAUGGGUGACGAGCCAGAUAAAGAGAUAUUGAAGAUGGUUGCAAGAACAACAUUGAGAACAAAGUUGUAUGAAUCUCUGGCUGAUCAACUGACAGACAUUGUUGCGAACGCUGUGCUCUGCAUCCGCAACCCUGAAGAAGCUAUUGAUCUUUUUAUGGUUGAAAUAAUGCACAUGCGCCAUAAGUUUGAUGUUGACACUCGUUUGGUUGAGGGUCUUGUGCUCGACCAUGGUUCAAGACAUCCAGACAUGAAAAGACGAGCUGAGAAUUGUUACAUUAUGACUUGUAAUGUAUCAUUGGAAUAUGAGAAGAGUGAAGUAAAUGCUGGGUUUUUCUACUCAAAUGCGGAGCAGAGGGAGGCAAUGGUUGCUGCCGAAAGGCGCUCAGUUGAUGAGAGAGUGCAAAAGAUCAUUGAUCUUAAAAACAAGGUUUGUUCAGGGAAUGACAACAACUUUGUUGUUAUCAAUCAGAAAGGGAUUGAUCCAACAUCCCUUGACCUUCUCGCUCGGGAAGGAAUAAUUGCUCUUCGAAGAGCAAAGAGAAGAAACAUGGAACGCUUGGUUUUGGCAUGUGGCGGUGACGCAGUUAACUCUGUUGAUGAUCUUACUCCUGAGUGCCUUGGCUGGGCCGGUCUGGUGUAUGAGCAUGUUCUUGGCGAAGAGAAGUAUACAUUUGUAGAAAAUGUCAAAAAUCCUCAUUCCUGCACUAUUCUUAUAAAAGGGCCAAAUGACCAUACAAUAGCACAAAUUAAAGAUGCUGUUCGUGAUGGACUGAGAGCAGUCAAAAAUACCAUUGAAGAUGAAGCAGUUAUACUGGGUGCUGGGGCCUUUGAAGUUGCAGCUCGACAAUACCUGAUCAACGAAGUGAAGAAAACUGUUAAAGGGCGUGCCCAACUUGGUGUGGAAGCUUUUGCUAAUGCCCUCCUUGUGAUACCAAAAACACUUGCUGAGAACUCUGGCCUUGAUACUCAAGAUGUGAUUAUAGCGCUGACGGGAGAACAUGACAAGGGAAACAUUGUUGGACUAAAUCAGCACACUGGUGAACCUAUAGAUCCCCAAAUGGAAGGGAUAUUUGACAAUUAUGCUGUUAAGCGUCAGAUUGUGAAUUCUGGCCCUGUCAUAGCAUCUCAGCUGCUACUUGUUGACGAAGUAAUUCGCGCAGGACGUAAUAUGCGGAAACCAACUUAGCUUUCUUUCAUGUACAUCUAAUAUCAGUGAUUUCCCUUUUCCUUUUUUCAUGGUGUUCAUUUGGUGUUUCUUGGUGAAAGAAUGAAAUUAAAAAGAUGGGCAGGCCGGAUGGGUGUAGUUGGUGGUUGUCUGAGAAGUGAGCGUUAUUUUGUUGCUUGGGUUUGCAUAUAGGACUAUAUCUCCACUGCAGGUCAAACGAAUUAAGAGUUUUGAAUUUCAUUUUCAUGGUGGAGGAUUUUGUUCAUCAGUUGCCUAUUUAGCAUGUCUUGUAUUCCACAAUUAGAACCAUUAUUAUAAUUUAUAUCCAACAUCUUCAGUACUAAAUCAUUCUAAACUCUUUUCGAAUCUCAAAUUAGUGGUUGUAUGAGUCAAAGCCUUUGAUCAUAAAUUCAUGGAGUAGACACAUUCUCAGUG
Messenger RNA from Solanum pennellii, 2179 nucleotides. RefSeq names its product T-complex protein 1 subunit zeta 1. The coding region runs from base 158 to 1765 and encodes 535 amino acids. The transcript is spliced from 15 exons. The record is from RefSeq and is a predicted model, not a curated record. Lineage: Eukaryota; Viridiplantae; Streptophyta; Magnoliopsida; Solanales; Solanaceae. Gene Ontology annotation, molecular function: ATP hydrolysis activity; ATP-dependent protein folding chaperone; ATP binding. Gene Ontology annotation, cellular component: chaperonin-containing T-complex. Gene Ontology annotation, biological process: protein folding.